Messenger RNA from Aspergillus vadensis CBS 113365, 525 nucleotides. RefSeq lists its product as uncharacterized. The transcript has 2 exons. Lineage: Eukaryota; Fungi; Ascomycota; Eurotiomycetes; Eurotiales; Aspergillaceae. Bases 64 to 381 code for a protein of 105 amino acids. The record is from RefSeq and is a predicted model, not a curated record.
GAUGAAUUGAGUUAUAUAUCCCAAUAUACAUAAAACAUUCGACGUGAAACAACAACCAUCAAAAUGCCGCACACCAGGACAGACACUGCAUUCCGAUACCCCCAGAACGAAGAGCAAAGCCGUCGUCUUCGCAACACCACCCAGGAUCAAAGAGCCGCUCAGAGGCAGCAAUUCUCAUCGGAGUCAGCCACUGCGGCAUCCCUGGCAGCUGAUCCAACCUCCAACUGGGGUCCGGAGGAAUUUUUUGAGACCACCGUCGAUGAGUACGGUCAGCCAGUCACUGACCAGUGGGCGUUCACGGAUGGUGCGAGGAUGAGUAGAGGCGUCUCGGGUCAGGAUGAGGCUGAUGCGUUUGAGGCUGCUAAUGAUAAGUUUGAUUGAAUCCCGUGUAAAUUGAGGCUUUGAUGGGCAGAUUGGUGAUCUAUCAUUUAUCGGUUAUAUAAGACACGGGACUCCCUUAAUUCUGGAAAACUGCCGAGAGUUUUCACGUGGCCGUAGUAUUUGACCAAGAUCAGACCUGCUUAU